This is a messenger RNA of Cotesia congregata, 3564 nucleotides long. Lineage: Eukaryota; Metazoa; Arthropoda; Insecta; Hymenoptera; Braconidae. The record is from the annotation of a GenBank genome assembly.
AUGACGUCACGUAGUUAUACAAAAUCAUUCAGUCGUAAGGUGAAUAGUGUUACACCUGGUAGCAUUCAAUUUGACAAGCUAUUUCGGGAAAGUAGUAACCGCCCAUCAGCUGCUAAAUCGGCUGGUACUGUUGGCAAAUGGGGUAUAACAUCAUUUACAUCAAUACGAAGCACCAAUAUCAAUGGACGUAAGAAUGAAAUCCACAAGACUUUUGGUACAAAAAGAAUGAAACUAGAUUACGGUAAUCAAAAUGCUCAAGUAAACACUCCAAAUCAGGAUCCGUUUUCAUUUGACACUGACAUUGAUCCGAAGACUGAUUCACCAGUGACAGCAUCAGUACCAACAGUGCCAGUAGUUAAGCCGAAGAAAUUUUUCAAAAGUCGCAAUGCCCCGACAGUGGACCCAACAAAGCUCGAUUACAAUCGGCAGUUACCAGUACCUGAUCAUCCCCAAUCUGCGCAGCAACCUGCUCGUCCAAGGGCCCAAAAGCAACCAGCACCUGCUAAACUUGUAUCAAAACCGUACACACCAGUGCGUAAAAUAAGCGAGUCUAUGGACAGCAGCUCAAGUGAUACGUCGACUCGCGAAGACGGAAAACCUCCAAUAGUAUUGAGAAUUUGUAAGGGCACUGCUCGGCUAGUGUCUGGCGACAGCAAAGAAGUUACCGAGUCUGAACCCGAUACGUAUAGAAUAACACCGACAAGCCCGUCAAAGGACUCGGUUAAAAGUAGCCCCGAAAUUCCUGCUAAGGAUCUGAAAAGUUUAUCUAAAUUACAAACUACUCAACCUACAGUCACAACAGUAUCUAUUCCUCUGGACGAAGAUGUGCCAACUCGACGCACAACUCGUAGUCGUGCGAAAAAUCUUAACUUGGAUCUCACACCAACACUUUCUACAUCAGUAUCCUUGCCCGGAUCUUCACCCGCGUCGGCUCAAAAUUCAUCAUCUUCAUCUGGACUAUCAUUAACUCUACGUAAAUCGAUAACCGAUUCAAACAACACUCUUAUAUCCCACUAUGACAUUGUAAAGACUGACUGUCCAAGCUAUCAAACAAAAACACCUGUAGUGGAGCCGUUAAUUGGUCGGAAUCAGCCACUGCCAACAACAACUCAAGAGCUUAUUGAUAUUCUCUCCAGCGAAGCUGCUGGAGAUUCAUCAGUGAGACCAAUCCCAGCACCUGAACCAGACCCCGAGGUAUCUGAUCCUCAGGAAGAAAGUGUCGGUGAAGAGCAGUCUUCAAUAGACUUACCGACAACUCUACCUGCAGAGUUUCAAUCAGAAUAUCAUCAGCUUGAGCCAGAGCCUGUAACUGGAUUUGCAUCAACUGAUUACUCUCAUAGCACUCACGAGGAGCUAACUUAUCCGGUAUACAACUACCCAACAGAGUCUACCGAGGCAAAACCCGACAAUGAGUAUAAUGAAGAACGACCAGCGGCAAAAACUCUUGUUGACCAGGACUGGUUUUCUGGUAGUGAAGACAGCGAGACUGCCAGUGGUAACACUGAGAUGGAAAUUCAAACAAAUGAACCGAGUUCUGUGUCAGUUGAACAACAACCAGCAGCUACUAAACCAGCUAUAAAGAAGGGAAGUAUUUUUAAGAGCCGUUCAGCUGGUGCAACAAACGGGAAUAAACGACGUGCACUUUACAAACACAAAUGGUGUGACAAUGAUAAGGAAUCAAAUACUCCGGAAAGUACUGUGGCAAGUAUUUCACCGCCAAGCGCUGCAUCUGGAUCAACUAGCGGUGGGCCUAAUGUAACAUUUGAUGAAAUCGAAGACGAGACACUGACUCGCGUUGUGACUUAUCCUGAGUACGAUACGGAAUUCGGUGACGACGCGGAAGCAAUAACGAGUAUCAGAUGUGGAAAAAAGGUAAAGGGAUUUUACACGGUGGUUAAGAAUGUUAAAAAAGCUCACCAGAUACAAGAAAGCGGAGAGUUUCAGGAGUUUAAUGACGAUGUUGAGUACAUUUUAGAUACACUGCGGGAAAACAAUCCAAACGCAACUAGAUGUCUGAGUGCAAUUCGGCUUGCCAGUAAAUGUAUGGCUCCGGCUUUUCGCAUGCACGUAAGAGCACACGGUACCGUUGCUAAAUUUUUCAAGGCUCUGCAUGACGCGACCAAAGAUCAGAGUCUUGGAUUGUGUACGGCUACGGUGAUGUUUGUGUUGAGCCAGGACCGUCUAGCUAUGGACCUAGAUAGGGACUGUCUCGAGCUGAUGCUGAGCUUACUGGAAUCAGACGCGAGCCACAAAGACGCUCUUGAUGACUGUGGACUCAGUCGCACUGAGCUACAGAAAAAUAAAGAAAAAGUCCGACAACUUUGUGCUGACAUACAGGCUCAAGGCCACGCUAAGCAUCUUAAUUUAGAUAAUAUCACCGUUGGUCAGCUUGCUAUGGAGACACUCUUGAGUUUGACAUCCAAGCGAGCCGGUGAAUGGUUCAAAGAAGAACUCAGAGAACUUGGAGGGCUUGAACAUAUUGUUAAGACUAUCACUGAUUGCUAUCGGUUUAUCAAGGCCAGCAAUGUCACGCGAACUGGUUGGUCAGAACCGCUCCUUGAUAAACUCAGAAAAGUCGAUAGGUGUUUGAGGGUACUGGAAAAUGUUACUCACAUGAAUGAAGAGAACCAAGUUUACUUGCUUAAUUAUGAAAUGGGUAUUUUAGUUAGCACUAUGGUCAGCUUGUAUCAUCUUUGCGGAAUGGAAAUUGUUAUUUAUCCUACUAUUGAUGUUAGUGAUAAAACUUCGACUGGUGCUGUUAUACGUGAAUGUAUUUUUGCUAUUUUGAAGGUUCUUAUUAAUCUCACUCAUCGAUUCAAUCGACAAUCUUUUGGCAGCAAAUCAGUUGGAUCGCAGAGUAAUGUAUUAGACUGCAGCUUGAAUCUCUUAUUACGAGUACCGGAUUCAUUACCGGAAGAAAAACGAUUUGAUAUGAUGAUAUUGACACUGAUACUGUUGAUUAAUUUAAUCGAACAGUGUGAUGAUAAUAAAGAAUUACUCAUUAAAUCUCAAGCACCGCUGUCUCCUGAAAAUUUGUUUGAUCAUCAAGAAGGUGGCGUUGAUGCGCUUAUUGAUUUAUUCUAUAAACAAGAAGAAAUGGCACGUGGCGAGGAACAAAAAACUGAUGAUAUUCUCGAUGGUAAAAAAGAUACUGAACAACCAGAAGCUGUUUCAACUCCUGCUAAGACACAAGAAGAAUUCAUUGCUGAGACUGUAGCUAAACUUUUGCAGAAAGCUAGUCGUCACAUGGAACACACAAUGAUAGGUGCACACGUAGUACUUUUACUUGGCAAUUUAAUUAUGGAUAAUAUAGAAUAUGAAACACUUGUACGUGAUAAACUUCCCGAUCACAAUUUCUCAUUAAUGAUAUCUAUACUGCAAAAGUUCUAUAAUUUUAUGAAUUUGACGACAUCGAGUGAAGCCAGCAAUUUUGGUAUUCACGCAACCGAUAAAGUUCUUAAAUUUUUAAAAUUAUCCGACGCUCGAGUUGAAGAGGAUAAAAAUGCUCUACCAUUACCAGCACUCGAAGAAUCAAGUAUUAUGUUGGAUUUGUCUUCAUCUUGA